AUGACUGCCACAGAUAUGGAUAUCGAGAAGAAAGCGGCCAUGGCCGUUGAGCCUGCCGAGUGUCUCCCUUCAGCCGAUGAAGUUGUGUCGGUCGGCAAGAUCAAUCCCUUGAAGAGAAACCUCAAGAAUCGUCACAUGCAGAUGAUCGCCGUCGGCGGUGCUAUUGGAGCUGGUCUAUUCGUUAGUACGGGGAGUGCAUUGAGAACGGGCGGGCCUGGCGCUUUGCUGCUUGGCUAUUUGAUAGUUGGAGGAAUGCUUCUUCUCACAGUUCAAGCUCUGGGAGAAUUGGCCGUGCUGUAUCCUGUCAACGGUGCUUUCUUCACAUACUGUGUCCGGUUUAUUAGUCCAGCCUGGGGGUUCGCCGUUGGUUGGGAUUAUGCUAUCGGAUGGUUGAUUAUUCUACCCUUCGAACUCACAGCUGCGAGUAUAACCAUUCAGUAUUGGCGAGACGACUUGAACGUUGGUAUAUGGAUAGCAGUGUUCCUGGUUGUGCUCUCUUGCAUCCAAUUAUUCGGCGUUAGAGGCUAUGGAGAAGUUGAAUUCGUCCUCGGAACGAUCAAAGUCAUUUCAGUGAUCGGGUUUAUUAUCCUUGGAAUUGUUAUCGACUGCGGCGGUGCACCCCAGGGAGGUUAUAUUGGAACUAAAUACUGGCGUGACCCGGGCGCGUUCACAGACUUCAAGGGCUUCUGCUCAGUCUUUGUUACAGCUGCCUUCGCCUUCGGUGGAACAGAGAUGGCUGGUCUCGCUGCUGCCGAGGCUACAAACCCAGCCAAGUCCAUCCCCAAAGCAACGAAGCAGGUCUUUUGGCGUAUUAUGAUCUUCUAUGUCCUCGGAACAUUCAUUGUUGGCUUGAUUGUGCCUUCAAACGCCGAAUGGCUGCUCGGAGCCUCGGGCGCCAACACCAAGGCCUCGCCUUUUGUCGUCUCAAUCAAGAAUGCUGGUAUCGCUGGUCUGCCCUCUGUCAUGAAUGCGAUUAUCACUAUUUCAGUCAUCAGUGUCGCCAACUCUGCAACAUAUGGAUCAAGUCGGACUAUUCAAGCUCUGGCUGCACGGGGCAUGGCGCCAAAAUUCAUGGCAUACAUCGACAAGGGAGGACGCCCUCUCUACUGCAUUCUUCUGCAGACCACCUUUGGAUUCCUCGCUUUCAUUAACGAGGCAUCAUCCGGAAGUACCAUCUUCGACUGGCUUCUUGCCUUGUCUGGUAUCUCUGACUUCUUCAUCUGGGGAAGUAUCUGUCUCGCGCACAUCCGAUUCCGCUCCGCCUGGAAGGCCAAUGGACACACGACAAAGGAACUCGCAUAUGUGGCUCCAUUCGGCGUUGUUGGAAGUUGGAUUGGUCUAUCACUUAACGUUUUAUGUCUCAUUGCCGAGUUUUACGUUUCAGUUGCCCCGAAAGAUGCUGAGGGCUUCUUUGAGAGUUAUCUCGCUGCGCCUCUUGUCAUCUUCCUGUUUGUGGCCUGGUUGAUUUACACCAAGCUAAUCAAAGACCCGAAGCUGGAUCGUGGUGGAUGGUUCGUCUCAGCUGAUAAGAUGGACAUCAUUAGUGGCUUGCGUGACGGUGCACUUGAUGUUGACCUUCCUCCUAAAGUCGAAUAUGCUACCUGGGGAGAGUGGUUUAAGGCUGCUCCUUUGCGGAUUGCUCGCUCUAUUAUCUGA
Molecule: messenger RNA, 1656 nt
Organism: Penicillium argentinense
Lineage: Eukaryota; Fungi; Ascomycota; Eurotiomycetes; Eurotiales; Aspergillaceae
Exons: 5
Coding region: 1-1656 (551 amino acids)
Biological process (GO): amino acid transmembrane transport
Cellular component (GO): membrane
Molecular function (GO): amino acid transmembrane transporter activity
Source: RefSeq, a predicted model, not a curated record